CGUAAAUGAACGGCUUUCCUGUUUGCCGUUCUCAAUUCGUCGCGAGUGUGCUAAUUUUGCUAGAACCUGCGCUUUGUUCUAAUUGUUAUUAUUUAUUAAUAUUAGUUAAUAAUUUUUUUAUUUAAGUCUCAAAAAAAUCGCGUUACUUACAUUUUUUAAAUAUUAUUGCAUAAAACGACUUGUGUGGUACUUUUGCGUUUAGACGGGAGCCAUCUUGCAAUCUCUAAUAAAAGGUCCUUGGCUCACAGUUUCGUUGUCCAGCUAAAAGUCAGUUUAUUGAAUUAUAACAUAAUCAAAUGGCGUUAAAACGAAUUAAUAGGGAAUUACAAGAUCUGGGCAGAGACCCACCGGCACAAUGUUCUGCAGGACCACACGGAGAAGAUCUAUUCCACUGGCAAGCCACAAUAAUGGGUCCAGUCGACAGUCCCUAUCAAGGUGGUGUCUUCUUUUUGACCAUACAUUUCCCUACAGACUAUCCAUUCAAACCACCCAAAGUUGCAUUCACAACACGUAUUUAUCAUCCUAAUAUAAACAGUAAUGGUUCUAUUUGUUUGGACAUUCUACGUGCACAGUGGUCUCCAGCUCUUACCAUAUCUAAAGUGCUGCUUUCAAUUUGCUCACUGCUAUGCGAUCCAAACCCAGACGACCCAUUGGUACCGGAAAUCGCUAGGAUCUAUAAAACCGACAGAGAAAAGUACAAUGAAUUAGCCCGAGAGUGGACACGGAAGUAUGCCAUGUGAUGAGUCAAAUGUGACACCUGUAAAACAUAAUAUACAAACACAUCGCCACAGCCCGGGCUAUCCCCCAUCCAUAAUAUGUUCCCUGUCCCAAUUUACUGAAUCCUUAUCAAUCAAAAUAAAAAAAAAAUGAGCAAAAAAUCAAUGUGAACUAAAUAAAUCUUUUGAUUUUAAUGUCUAAUUAAAAUGAAUAAGCAUGUAAGUAAACUCCAUAAAUGUGCAAAUAGUUUUGUUCAUCUAAAGUGUAAGUAAUGUUUUCUAUAAGAGAUAUUAAAAGAUUUGUGAAAACAUUGAUGUGUCGGUAGAUGUCUUAUCGCAUACACUCAUUUAGUUCAAGUAAAAUUAGUUAAAUUUAUGUUUGAAUUCAUGUAAUUGCUAAAGAAUUUGUACUUUAACUAGAUCUAAAUUUGAUUGUGAAAUGUACAAUAGCAUUCUGAAUGUGAGUUAGUCCUGGUCUUAUCAUUUAUGAAUUGUAUUCAAAGCUCAUCUUACACACAUGCUGGUUAAUGACAAUGAUGAGCUUGUUGGACAAUGUUAAGGUGUUAUUUUUUUUAUAAAUCUCUAUUAAGUUAGUAAAUGUAGUACAGCUGACAGACUGACGUUUAUGUAAGUGGUCAGUUUUCUUUCAUCCACAAUAUUAAGAAACGUUCCGGAUAGAUAACAUAAUGCAGUUUAAAUUACAGUGUAUCUCAUAAGAUAAUAAGUUAAAUUUAAUCUAGUUUUUUUUUAAUGGCGAUCUUUAUAUUAUAACUUUAUCUAAUAUAUAUUGUGGUUGUAAGGACACCAGCGUUAUGAUUUCCGCGAAGGUCCUCCCCGCAACCACCCUCCUUAUUUCCCAUCUGUUGUAUAUCAGUUUGGCAUUUUUUCUCAUUUCAUGGCACGAGUGGCAAUUAUGGUGUGUUCUAUUCAGCUGCAAGAUGAAGCUUUCGUUUAUUUGGUUAACACAGGGAGUGAGAAACUUUAAAGGCUUUUCAAACUGUAAUCGAUUGACAAGAUGUAUUUUAGCUUCACUAAAUUGUAAGAAACAAUAAAUUAUUGUGUAUGUAAAUAA
Aricia agestis (brown argus) is the source of this 1788-nucleotide messenger RNA. It is a transcript of the gene eff, whose product is annotated as ubiquitin-conjugating enzyme E2-17 kDa. The record is from RefSeq and is a predicted model, not a curated record. Lineage: Eukaryota; Metazoa; Arthropoda; Insecta; Lepidoptera; Lycaenidae. Gene Ontology annotation, cellular component: nucleus. Gene Ontology annotation, biological process: protein polyubiquitination; ubiquitin-dependent protein catabolic process. Gene Ontology annotation, molecular function: ubiquitin conjugating enzyme activity. The transcript has 5 exons. Bases 297 to 740 code for a protein of 147 amino acids.